AUGAAUUUCUAUUUGCUCUCAAAAGCUCUGGCCGCCACUUGUGUCACAAGCUCAGCUACAGCAGACGGCCACUUCGUCGAUAGUGCCAAACUAUUGAAGCAUUCACCGAUUCUUACUUCCUGCUACUUUGCUAAAGCAAACCUUUCCAUAGUCCCCUCCGAAAGGCUGCUCAGCGACACAGACCACCACUGUGUCAAGCAUGUUAAAUUUCCCUUUAUGGAGUCCUCUGGUCGAUCGUUCGCCGACUCGAAAGCACGAGUGAAUGCCCAACACCACUUGAAAGACUCUGCCUUUUCUUUUAUAUUUGAAUUUGGUUUCAUUAUUCGUCUCUUCUUUGGGGGUAUUCCAAUCGAUACUCCCCAACGUGUUUCACGCAGUGUUGGAAACACGUUAACCAGGGUACCUCCUAGCAAAAGGAGCCCAAAAGUGCUCUACAAUCCUGAUUUCGUCCAAAACGAAAUUAACUUUACUGCCCAUCCCUUCUACGCCCCCUUCUAUCGUGUGGAUCUCUCAUUGAUCUCGAGCUUGGCUAAAACUAGGCUAGCCUCAGCCAAGCAUUACAAAAAGAGUGUGAAAUUUUUUAAAAACCUCGAGAGCUGUUGCCUUUCCCAACCAAAAGCAGCAAGAGUAUCUUUUGCACCUAGCCCAGUGAAACAAAAUUUCAUCACUACUGAGCCGCCAAUUCUCGUUCAGUCGCUUCCUUCUUCUACAUCUACCAAGAGUGCGCUCAAGAAGUCACCAGGGCCGAGUGCUCUUCCAAGGGUCGAAUGGCAAGAGGUCAAUUUUGCUGGCUUUUACAAGCUUGUGGACAAAAUAUUUGCUGUGCUUGAAAAUGAAACAGACAGCGCAAGUUUCAACGCCAAAUUGAACUCGCUCUAUUCAGUGCUCUUGCGAGAGGUAGUACUGAAAGUAAAGGCCAACUACACUGGCUACGGCAACAAGCUUGAUCAUUUGAGAAGCUCUGUGUUAUCCGUACAUGGCAAUCUUCGAGGCUUACACAACGAGUUGGAGUGUAUUAACGAUGAAUAUGAAAGUGGAGAGUCAAUUAUUUUGAGACUUUGUAGCUUCAAAAAGAGAUUGACGCUAGCCAGCAAGCUGUUCAGCAAAUCUUCUCUACACUUUGCCAUUGCCACCAAGGAGGCCAAGAAGGCUCAAGCUUUAUUAUUUGAAGACAUAGUCAAGUGCCAGAAACUUUGUCACAAGGUCCAUUCUUGUCAAGCUGAUGUGAUCAGCUCCUUGACUUGCAACUCCGAUGCACUUCCGGGGGCAAUCCGUUUUAGCAAACAGACUUCUUUCAUUCAUCAGAUUAGACCUCAGCCAGUGACAGAAAGGUUUGUGAACUUGUUGGAUGAUACCAAUUUUUCUCUCAAUACGACCGAGAUGUUGUUGAAGUCGCUCAAAAACGUCUUCGGACAACUUCUGUGGAUCGCUACUCUCGCCAAUCAAGUCCAGAAUCCUCUGCAUGUAUAA
This is a messenger RNA of Candidozyma auris, 1470 nucleotides long. RefSeq lists its product as uncharacterized. The transcript has a single exon. The record is from RefSeq and is a predicted model, not a curated record. The coding region runs from base 1 to 1470 and encodes 489 amino acids. NCBI's taxonomy places the organism in Eukaryota, Fungi, Ascomycota, Pichiomycetes, Serinales, Metschnikowiaceae.